ACUGCCUUGGACAUCAAUCGUCAUAUGACCCAUUCUAUCGUGUCUGCAAAGCUUUGGCCAUAUUUGUCCCUACUAAGUAGUUCUGUGGAGUGAGUGUGUGCAGAUAGUCAUCACAGUUUUUGGGACCUGUAAAUACUCCCACAUUUCAAGUUCAAAAUGGCUGAAAACCCAAUCUACGGACCCUUCUUUGGAGUUAUGGGGGCGGCGUCAGCUAUCAUCUUUAGCGCGCUGGGAGCUGCAUAUGGCACAGCGAAGUCAGGCACAGGUAUCGCCGCCAUGUCGGUGAUGCGGCCCGAGCUCAUCAUGAAGUCCAUCAUUCCCGUCGUCAUGGCGGGUAUCAUCGCCAUCUACGGGUUGGUGGUGGCUGUACUUAUCGCGGGUUCCCUGGAGGGCCCCGCCAAUUACACCCUAUACAAAGGGUUCAUCCACUUGGGUGCUGGUCUCGCCGUAGGUUUCUCAGGUCUAGCGGCUGGUUUCGCCAUAGGCAUCGUGGGUGAUGCCGGCGUCCGUGGUACCGCGCAACAGCCGAGGUUAUUCGUCGGAAUGAUCCUUAUCCUCAUUUUCGCCGAAGUAUUGGGUCUAUACGGUCUCAUCGUAGCCAUCUACCUAUACACGAAACAGUAAAUCUGCCGAGCACACUCCUCUCCCGUCGCCGUGCUCCGAGAUUCUAUGCUCAAAGCGCCAGAAUCUGUUCAAUCAUCGCGCACAGGGAAGUCGUCGCCGGUAGCUAGCGGUAGACCGCAUAGGGCCUCGGAGCACACCUUGUAUAGUAUACUUGUUGAGUACUUGAACGUUAAUCAUAUUUAUAUUUUCUCGCCGGUGUCCGGCCCCGCGCCGCCUAGAUGCUGCGGCGGCGCCGUGCCUCGAGCCGCGAACUGUAUAAAUGAUUUUUCUAUUUCAAUUUUAUAAUACGAUCGUAAUAUUCGUAUCCCAAUCAUGUUUUGUAACGCUACCGCGCGAUGACACUCUUUUAAUUUAACUAUAAUUUAUUGCCGCAGUUGUAUUUCAUUUUCGGUGACAGGGGGACUUCGUUUCACCUACGACAUAUCAAUUUGUUUUGCGCGUUCCACCCCUCGCGAACACAUUACAAUCUGACGAUAUCAUUUUUAGAUUAUUUUUAGCAUUAAGGCGAAACUAAUGUACAGUUAGAGUAGAAAUUUAAGUCCAAGAUAUGUUAACAUAAUUUAUGAACCGUUAAAACCCCCAGGGUACUGUGUACCGUGUCUCUGAGCUGAGAAGUUGAGGUUAUACCUGGCUUAAGUAAUUCAUGCUAUAUAGCUUUCAGUGUUAUAGUGGAUGUUUGUAUCCUAUCGAACUGUUAUGGGCCCUGUGGACGAUUAUAACUAUUAAUUUCGAGUGACAAAUCAAAAGCGAGUCACAAACAUUGUAUUGCCAGGAAUCAGUAAAUAAACAUGAUUUGUACAUUCCAUA
This is a messenger RNA of Galleria mellonella (greater wax moth), 1431 nucleotides long. RefSeq names its product V-type proton ATPase 16 kDa proteolipid subunit c (gene VATPc). The record is from RefSeq and is a predicted model, not a curated record. Bases 157 to 624 code for a protein of 155 amino acids. Gene Ontology annotation, molecular function: proton-transporting ATPase activity, rotational mechanism. Gene Ontology annotation, cellular component: proton-transporting V-type ATPase, V0 domain. The transcript has 3 exons. NCBI's taxonomy places the organism in Eukaryota, Metazoa, Arthropoda, Insecta, Lepidoptera, Pyralidae. Gene Ontology annotation, biological process: proton transmembrane transport.